AACAACCAAAAAGAAAGAAAGUAGGAAAUAAAGAAAGAAAUGAACUCAGCUUUUUAACAGAUCUCCUCUUCCCACUUUAUCCCCAACUAUAACAGAGAGAAUCCAAUUCCUUGUUCCUCUCCAAUUCUUUUAUAUUCUAAUAUCAAGAAUUCGAUCUUCCCCAGUCAGCUAAAAAGAACAAAAUCUUUACUGAUCCAUCCCUUUCUUUCCCUUUUUUCUUUGCCGUUCAUGGGCUCUCAAUUUUUUUCCCUUUCCAGGUAAAAGCAAAAUAAAACUAUUUCCGACACAUUUCUUCUUUUAAGCUAAAAAGUUCCGAUUUUUUAGUUUAAUCAGAAAGAAAGAUAUGAUUUUGUGGAUUCGGUGCAGCUCUGUAAUAUGUGAUCGGAUCCACCUUAUUGUUUCUCUUGAUGGUCAAAGCUUUGCUACUGAAGUAAUUCUUUAAGUGUCUUAGCAGGAAGUGUUUGGUUCUUUUUGUAAUGCAAUCUGUUGAAGAGAACAAGAAAUUGAAGAGAUUGAGAUCAUUCAAUAACGACAUGCCUAUGACUGACAAUACAACCCCACAAAAUCUUGAUGAUUGUAUUCUUUUCCCGGUUGAGGAUAUUGUACAAUCACCAUUGCCAGGAUAUGGUGCACCCACUUCAAUAAGUUUCAGUCCUGAUGAUGCUUUAAUCACUUUUUUGUUUAGUAGAAAGGUGUUUGCUUUUGAUCUCAAGACUUUUAAGCAAGAAUUGUUUUUUAGUCCUCCUGAUGGUGGACUUGAUGAGAGUAAUAUUUCGCCCGAAGAGAAGUUGAGGAGGGAAAGGUCAAGGGAACGCGGCUUAGGAGUGACCCAGUAUGAAUGGGUGAAGACAAGUUUUAAAAAGAAAGCAGUUAUGGUGCCAUUGCCUGCAGGGAUAUAUUUCCAGGAACUUUCUUCAUCAAAACCAGAGCUCAAGCUUCCUAGUUCACCAUUGUCACCGAUUAUUGAUCCACAUCUAUCUCCUGAUGGUACCAUGCUUGCUUAUGUAAAGGAUAGCGAGUUGCAUGUUCUAAAUCUCUUAUACAACGAAUCAAAACAAUUAACUUUUGGUUCCCAGGGAAAUACAGUGACUCAUGGCCUUGCUGAAUAUAUUGCUCAGGAGGAAAUGGAUAGGAAGAAUGGAUACUGGUGGUCACUUGACAGCAAAUUCAUUGCAUUCACACAAGUUGAUUCAUCAGGAAUACCUCUUUUUAGAAUUAUGCACCAAGGUAAAAGCUCUGUUGGUUUAGAGUCACAGGAAGACCAUGCUUAUCCCUUUGCAGGAGCUUCCAAUGUCAAAGUUCGUCUUGGGGUAGUUUCUAUUGCUGGUGGUUCUAUCACUUGGAUGGAUCUUGUAUGUGGAGGAACAGAAGAACUGGACAAUGAGGACGAAUAUUUGACCAGAGUCAAUUGGAUGCGUGGAGAUAUUCUCACUGCUCAGGUUCUGAACAGGUCUCACACCAAAUUAAGGAUCAUUAAGUUUGAUAUUAAGACAGGGCAAGGAAAAGUUAUAUUAGUUGAAGAACAAGAUAAAUGGGUUAAUUUACAUGAUUGCUUCACUCCACUAGAUAAAAGUGUCACUAAAUACUCUGGUGGGUUUAUCUGGGCUAGUGAGAAAACUGGAUUCAGACAUUUGUAUCUCCAUGAUGCAAAUGGCACAUGCUUGGGUCCUAUUACUGAAGGUGAAUGGAUGGUUGAGCAAAUUGCUGGUGUAAAUGAGGCUUCAGGGCUUGUAUAUUUUACUGCAACUCUAGAGGGACCGUUGGAAUUUAACCUUUACUGCACUAAACUGUUCAGAGAUGACAGCCAAAACUUUCUUGGCCCAGUGAGAUUAACACAUGGUAAGGGGAAACACGUGGUUGUACUUGAUCACCACAUGCGUAAUUUUGUUGAUAUUCACGAUUCCCUUGACUUUCCCCCUAGGGUUUUGUAUACCUCCUUGCACGAUGGAAGUGUAAUUAUGCCUCUUUAUGAACAGCCAUUCACCAUUCCACGAUUUAAAAGGCUUGAACUUGAGCCUCCAGAGAUAGUCCAGGUACAGGCAAGUGAUGGGACCAUAUUAUAUGGUGCUUUAUAUAAGCCUGACCCAACAAAAUUUGGACCACCACCAUACAAAACCUUGAUCAGUGUAUAUGGUGGCCCAUGUGUACAAUAUGUCUGUGAUUCUUGGUUAAAUACAGUUGACAUGAGAGCUCAAUUUCUACGGAGCAAAGGCAUUCUAGUGUGGAAGUUGGAUAAUAGGGGAAGUGCACGACGUGGCCUAAAGUUUGAAGGUUCUCUUAAAUAUAAUGCUGGCCGUAUUGAUGCUGAGGAUCAGCUUACUGGAACUGAAUGGCUCAUCAAACAGGGGCUGGCAAAAGUUGGCCAUAUUGGAGUGUAUGGAUGGAGCUAUGGGGGAUACAUGUCAGCUAUGAUAUUGGCCAGGUUUCCUGAUGUCUUCCGCUGUGCUGUCUCUGGUGCUCCUGUUACUUCAUGGGAUGGGUACGACACAUUUUAUACUGAGAAGUACAUGGGAUUGCCUUCUCAGAAUCCCUCUGGUUACGAGUACAGCUCUGUGAUGCAUCAUGUGCACAAGUUAAAAGGGAGGUUAUUAUUGGUGCAUGGCAUGAUUGAUGAAAAUGUGCAUUUUAGACACACAGCACGGCUUGUCAACGCACUAGUAGCUGCUGGAAAACCAUAUGAACUACUAAUUUUCCCAGAUGAACGACACACGCUACGGUGGCACAGAUCCCGGGUUUACAUGGAAGAAAGAAUCUGGGAGUUUGUUGAGCGGAGUUUGUGAAGUGUGAAGCAUAUAAGCACUGCUUGUAUGUUCAAGGUGUUGUGGAUGAGCAUUGGUGCAAUGGUCGGUCAUUUUUUUGCGACCAGAAGUGCACGUCCAAGUCAUUGAUAGUCAUUUGCGAAUGGAUGAUCAGAGCAUCGAGUCAUUGUAAAACAACUUGUUAUAGAGAAACAUUUUGAAUCCCUGGUUCAAAAUUAUUCUUAAAAAGUUUCUUCAGAGUAUAAAAAGGAUAGGGAUCAGAAGCCAAUUUCAUUAGGUAAGUACACAUAAUAAUGCCCAGUAAUAAAUUUUUACUGUAGGUUCUGUUUUA
Molecule: messenger RNA, 3090 nt
Organism: Ricinus communis (castor bean)
Lineage: Eukaryota; Viridiplantae; Streptophyta; Magnoliopsida; Malpighiales; Euphorbiaceae
Product: dipeptidyl aminopeptidase 4
Exons: 6
Coding region: 477-2780 (767 amino acids)
Biological process (GO): proteolysis
Molecular function (GO): dipeptidyl-peptidase activity; serine-type peptidase activity
Source: RefSeq, a predicted model, not a curated record